Molecule: messenger RNA, 3624 nt
Organism: Ascochyta rabiei
Lineage: Eukaryota; Fungi; Ascomycota; Dothideomycetes; Pleosporales; Didymellaceae
Exons: 6
Coding region: 1-3624 (1207 amino acids)
Biological process (GO): phosphorelay signal transduction system; phosphorylation
Molecular function (GO): phosphorelay sensor kinase activity
Source: RefSeq, a predicted model, not a curated record
AUGGCAAUCUUGCAGCAGGCUUGCGCUGAAUAUGAGUUGAGCAAAUAUCUCCAGCUUUUUCAUGGCGACGAAGCGCUACUUCUUGCUGGAAAUGCAGCCAUUCGAAGUUCUUUGAACGACCGCGUCGAGCUCACGGUCGUGCGCCUUGCGGUUCAGGGAGCGUUUGUGGUACUCAAUGACGCCAAACGUCUGCAUUUCAUCGCAGGUAGCCACAGAGCGAAUGCAGACGAUGUGUUUUCCCGAGUAGUGCUCAACUCUGAAGACAAUGAAUGGCUACACACAGAAGGCGCAGAUCGACCAUUAUGGAUUUCGUUGCUCCAGGAGAUUAUCGCGCUUCGCCCAUCUGAACCCUGUCCAGCCAGCGAACGUGUAUUCAGUAUACCAGCACUGCAACGGGACCCUCGAACCUCCCAGCUUUCGGCAGUUUCAGGAUUUCCGCAUUUGUCUUUCUUUGCAGGUACUCCUCUGACCUCACGGAACGGUCAUAACAUUGGUGCUAUCUGUGUUGUGGACCAGAUUGAAAGGCCACCAUUAUCAGCUUCGGAAACUGCGUUCUUGGCUGAUACUGCCCAAAGAUUGGUGGGCUUACUCGAAUUUGCAAGAGAACGUACUUUUCAUAACAGAUGGACCGCUGUACAGGAAGAGCUUGACGUUUUCCUCAAGUCGCAUUCUCUGCGCGCCCAGUUGUUCGAGGAGCCGCAGACCCUGGCAGGACGUAAAUUCUUGACGCGAAAAAAGAACGCAGAAAAACCCAAUGAGUCCGGGAAUGAGCGUGUGGAUCCUCACGUGUUAGCGGAAGAUUCGCUUGCGGACCAAGCUAACCUGCCGACUGAAGGGCAGGAGUCCGAAAGGUUGGUGGUGGCCGGAGCCAAGCAAGAUCAUCGUAUUGCUGGACACGACAAUGCCAGGGACGCGCGAUCAUUAUUGGCCAAACGUGACAAAGACGACAGGAGAGGACCUCCAGGGGGCGAGACGACAUACCGAAAAGUGUUUCGAAGGGCGGCCGAAUGCUUACAUUCUGCUUUGCAAGCCGAUGGAGCUCUGUUCAUUGAUGGUCUGAUUGGGUUUCAUGGUGACACGCAACCCGUUGCUGAGCCAGAGCAAGAGCUCGAACGCGAGAUCGCACGCCCGCUGGUACACGGCAAAAAAUCUGCACAGGUGGAUUCCCUUUCAAAGAAUGAUCAGACCAACAUACCAGAGGACACAUUCAAACCGCAUGAUUCUGAUCCGCCCGGUACUCACAGCAGAAUUUACACCAGCUCCGAGUACCUGAGAGGUGUCUACGUUGAACGACCUGCUGAGAUCCUAGGCAGCUCUGGUUCCGUCGAUAUGCUGAAAGUCGUGCAAAUCUCAGGGUCUACAAUCGGAUUACCCGACAUUGAUGAAAGGUGUCUGCAAAGGCUGAUGGACCGUCAUCCAAAGGGUGCAGUGUGGCAUAACUCCAAUUCAGGCUUCAGGCAGGUCAAAGAUGAAACACUGGUAGAUGUUGAUUUGGGAGAGGAGACACACAGGCUGAAGUCCACAUUCAAGGACAUUGAACAGCUUAUCUUCAAGCCGCUUACGGAUCCUACCUCGCUCAAGCGUCUAGGGGCAUUUUUUGCGUGGAGAACUACAUCGGUUCGUCUGUUUACAGACGUUGUCGAUCUUAAGUCAUUAAAAGCAUUCUUGCACGUUGUUGAGUCGGAGAUUGCGCGGUACGAUGCGGCCUUGGCUGGAAAACAGAGAGAGUCUUUUGUUUCAUCUGUCAGCCACGAAUUGAGAACACCUCUUCACGGUAUCCUUGGUGCUGUUCAACUUCUUGACGAGACUGGACUUGACCCAACGCAAAAGUCACUUGCAGAAAUGAUCAACACUUGUGGAUCGACUCUUCACGAGACGCUUACCAUUGUGCUAAGUUACGCGAAGAUCAAUCAAUUUGAACGUCGUCAACACGAAUACCGUCAGCGACGCCCGCCUGACUCGUCAUGGGCACUGUCAGAAAAGCAAGGUCUUGCUUGCGGCCCUGAUCGAGAUUACGAAGGGCUAUACAUAUGCACAAAUGUUGCUUUGCUAUGCGAGGAGAUUCUUGGUGUGCUCGAGGCCGGCAAGUCUUUUCAGAAUGCGCACGGGAACGAAGUCAUAGUGGUGUGUGAUAUUGAGUACGAAGAGAACUGGAACUACCACACAGAGCCAGGCGCCCUUCGACGAAUCACGGCGAACCUCAUUGGAAACGCCUUGAAGUAUACGAAUAGUGGCUCAGUGGCAGUCUCACUAAGUGCAACCAGGCUCAUCAAGGACAACCAAAGAAUCAGCAACGAUCUCACUUCAGGAAACACCCUUACCUUCACCUUUCGGGAUACAGGAAAAGGCAUGUCUAAAGAAUUCAUGGAUAACGAACUAUUUCUCCCAUUCACACAAGAAGAUUCAACAUCGUCCAAUGGAGUUGGCCUGGGUAUGUCGAUUGUGAAGAGCCUGGUCUCGUUACUGGGCGGUGAAAUUCAAGUUCAGAGCGAAGAGAAUAAGGGAACCGAAAUCAACGUCAGAAUACCCAUGAAACUAUGCAGCUCCGAUGAUCGGGAAAAGGGAGAGCCAACUUUAGAGUUCGAACGCAGUCUUCAAACAAUUCGCGACCGAAAGCUGUCUGCGGUCAUGUACGGCUUCCCGCAACACGUUCGCAAUUCUCUCAAGGGCUAUCUUUGCGAUUGGUAUGGUUGCAACCUUUUAGAACCCACAAACCACGCCAGACCAGAUGUUGUCAUGGUUGAUGAGGGUAAUGAGGAGGUUGAACAAGCAGUUAAGAAGACUGCUCAUGCAUAUGGCAAGCAUGGUGUGCUUUUGAGCAUAGUGAUGGUUCCAAGCAGGAUGGGGAUGCGGAUGGACCCAAUCGAUGGAUACAUCAAAUGGGAGAGAGUGCCUCGUCCUCUUGGACCGAAUAACGUAGCUCAAGGAUUGUUGUCUUGCCUCGACAAAUUAGACGAGCUUCGGAAAUAUAGCGAGAGCGCCAGUGUCGAUCGGCAAGAACCGGAGAAAGAGCCACAACCAGAGAAAGGCCUAUCGAACUUGCAAGAACUCAAAGACAGCUUACCAGAGAAGCUGUGUGUGUCUAGCCUGGAAGAGCCGCAGGUAUCCAAAGCCACUCAAACCCCACCUGCAUCUUCAAAUUCAUCCAAGCAGUCACCAGCGCCUAACAAGUCUGAGGACCAUGAAACGGACUCUACAUCCAAGACUACAGGUGUUCUUCGCAUCCUCAUUGUGGAUGACAAUGGUCUCAACCUCAAGCUGUUAGAAGCUUUCUUCAAGAAAAGUGGUUAUCACGACACGAAGCAAGCGAAGAAUGGCAGAGAAGCAGUCGAAGCGGCGCAAAAUUUGAGUGAGGGAUUCGAUAUCAUCUUCAUGGAUCUUUCGAUGCCUAUAAUGGAUGGCUUUGAGGCAACACGGCAGAUUCGCAAGAUGGAAGCUGGGCACGAGCGUGCUCCUUCUGCGAAAAAUUCAGUAAUUGUAGCCCUGACCGGUCUGGCUAGCCAGGAAGACGAGGACGAGGCUUUUAGCGCUGGCGUCGACUUGUUUCUCACAAAACCAGUGCAGUUCGCGAAGCUCACUAAAUUGCUGCGUCAAUACGAGGAGGGGACUCUGACGAGGUGCUGA